This is a messenger RNA of Neogale vison (American mink), 2890 nucleotides long. It is a transcript of the gene FBXL5, whose product is annotated as F-box and leucine rich repeat protein 5. Gene Ontology annotation, molecular function: protein binding. The record is from RefSeq and is a predicted model, not a curated record. Lineage: Eukaryota; Metazoa; Chordata; Mammalia; Carnivora; Mustelidae. Gene Ontology annotation, cellular component: SCF ubiquitin ligase complex. The coding region runs from base 265 to 2172 and encodes 635 amino acids. The transcript is spliced from 11 exons. Gene Ontology annotation, biological process: intracellular iron ion homeostasis; SCF-dependent proteasomal ubiquitin-dependent protein catabolic process.
AACUUGCACUUCACAGAAAAUUAACUAUGAUAGCUGUGUAGAGGAAGAGCAUUGCAGCAUGGUGAAAACAUGAGACCUGGCUUCGAGUCCUACAUCUGCCCCUUCGAGCUUUGGUUCCAGUAAUAUUGGUUUGGCAGAACCUACUUUACAAUGUCGUGAGAGAAUGGGGUGCCUGGUGUAGAGCUUUCUAAAACGAACUUUUCCAACAACAAUGAUUUCCGUGCUCUUCUGCAGUCUCUGUAUGCUACUUUUAAGGAGUUCAAAAUGCAUGAGCAGAUUGAAAAUGAGUACAUUAUUGGUUUGCUUCAACAACGCAGCCAGACCAUUUAUAAUGUACAUUCUGACAAUAAACUCUCUGAGAUGCUUAGUCUCUUUGAAAAGGGACUGAAGAAUGUUAAGAAUGAAUGUGAGCAGUUAAAUUAUGCAAAACAGCUGAAAGAGAGAUUGGAGGCUUUUACAAGAGAUUUUCUUCCUCACAUGAAAGAGGAAGAGGAGGUUUUUCAGCCAAUGUUAAUGGAAUAUUUUACCUAUGAAGAGCUUAAGGAUAUUAAGAAGAAAGUGAUUGCACAACACUGCUCUCAGAAGGACACCGCAGAACUCCUUAGAGGUCUUAGCCUGUGGAAUCAAGCUGAGGAGAGACAGAAGUUUUUUAAAUAUUCUGUGGAUGAAAAGUCAGAUAAAGAAGCGGAAGUGUCAGAACAAGCCACAGGUAUAACCCAUCUUCCUCCUGAGGUAAUGCUGUCAAUUUUCAGUUAUCUUAAUCCUCAAGAAUUGUGUCGAUGCAGUCAAGUAAGCACUAAAUGGUCUCAGCUCGCAAAAACUGGAUCGCUUUGGAAACAUCUUUACCCUGUUCAUUGGGCUAGAGGUGACUGGUAUAGUGGUCCAGCAACUGAACUUGAUACUGAACCUGAUGAGGAAUGGGUGAAAAAUAGAAAAGAUGAAAGUCGUGCUUUUCAGGAGUGGGAUGAAGAUGCUGAUAUAGAUGAAUCUGAAGAGUCUGCAGAGGAAUCAAUUGCUAUCAGCAUUGCGCAAAUGGAAAAACGUUUACUUCAUGGCUUAAUUCAUAAUGUUCUACCAUAUGUCGGAACUUCGGUAAAAACUAUAGUAUUAGCAUACAGCUCUGCAGUUUCCAGCAAAAUGGUUAGGCAGAUUUUAGAACUUUGUCCUAACUUGGAGCAUCUGGAUCUGACCCAGACUGACAUUUCAGAUUCUGCAUUUGACAGUUGGUCUUGGCUUGGUUGCUGCCAGAGCCUUCGGCAUCUUGAUCUGUCUGGAUGUGAAAAAAUCACAGAUGUGGCUCUAGAGAAGAUUUCUAGAGCCCUUGGAAUUCUGACAUCUCAUCAGAGUGGCCUUUUAAAAACUACGAGCAAAAUUACUUCGACUACAUGGAAAAAUAAAGACAUUACCAUGCAGUCCACCAAGCAAUACACUUGUUUGCACGAUUUAACUAACAAAGGUAUUGGAGAAGAAAUGGAUAAUGAACACCCCUGGACUAAGACCGUUUCUUCUGACAGUUUCACUUCUCCAUAUGUGUGGAUGUUAGAUGCUGAAGAUUUGGCUGAUAUUGAAGAUGCUGUAGAAUGGAGACAUAGAAAUGUUGAAAGUCUUUGUGUAAUGGAAACAGCAUCCAACUUUAGUUGUUCCUCCUCUGGUUGUUACAGUAAAGAUAUUGUUGGAUUAAGGACUAGUGUCUGUUGGCAGCAGCAUUGUGCUUCUCCAGCCUUUGCAUAUUGUGGUCAUUCAUUUUGUUGUACAGGAACAGCUCUAAGAACUAUGUCAGCACUCCCAGAGUCUUCUGCAUUGUGUAAAAAAGCAUCAAGGACUAGAUUGCUUAGAGGACAAGACUUAAUUUACUCUGGGAGUGAAAAAUCUGAACAAGAGACUGGACGUGUACUUCUGUUUCUCAGUCUGUCUGGAUGUUAUCAGAUCACAGACCAUGGUCUCAGGGUUUUGACUCUGGGAGGAGGGCUGCCUUAUUUGGAGCACCUUAAUCUCUCUGGUUGUCUUACUGUAACUGGUGCAGGCCUGCAGGAUUUGGUUUCAGCAUGUCCUUCUCUAAAUGAUGAAUACUUUUACUACUGUGACAACAUUAACGGUCCUCAUGCUGAUACCGCCAGCGGAUGCCAGAAUUUGCAGUGUGGUUUUCGAGCCUGCUGCCGCUCUGGCGAAUGACCCUUGACUCCUGACCUUUGUCUACUUCAUUUAGCUGAGCAGGCUUCCUUUCAUGCACUUUACUUACAGCACAUUUCUUGUGUUAACCAUCCCUUUUUGAGUGUGACUUGUUUUGGCCCCAUUUCUUCAGUCUCAGAAAUCUUAAUUUACCAGUCCGUUGUACAGUGUUGUUUCUCUUGCAAAUCAUAUUUUUGUUUUAGAAAGGGGUUAGAUCUUUCCGUAAGGGUGAGAACAGUUUUAUCGGUUUUCUUUUAAAUGGAAUGCUUUGAAAAGAAUGUCACUAAUGCCAUGCCAUUUAAAGUAUUUUUUAGAUUAAUUUGAGUUUUAAAGUCAGUGGGGUUAUUGAUUCUCCUUAUAUAUAAACACUGUACCAAGCUUUGCAGAUCUUUUCAAACAUACAUUUUUGAAGUUUUAUUUUCAAAGAUUGCACAUUUUUGAAAACCAGUCUUUUUUCCAUGUUUCCUUUGUUUGAGCAAUUCUCAGAGGGCCAAUUCAAACAUACCCACAUACAAGAGUCUUUAGGAUAAUAGAAUAAAUUGGCUUCUUGGUGUUAGCUCAGUGAGCUAGCAAAGUACCAAUGUAUUUGUAUUUGCUUUCUUCAAAUACUCCUGGUUCCUACCACUGUCCCUAAAUUGUCAAAUUUGGGAGGGAUUUUUAAAAAUUCCACAAUCAUUUGAAGAUAUGUAUCAAUAAAAUCUACUUUGAGGACUUUACCAAA